Molecule: messenger RNA, 5696 nt
Organism: Bemisia tabaci
Lineage: Eukaryota; Metazoa; Arthropoda; Insecta; Hemiptera; Aleyrodidae
Gene: Not3
Product: CCR4-associated factor Not3
Biological process (GO): regulation of DNA-templated transcription
Cellular component (GO): nucleus; CCR4-NOT core complex
Source: RefSeq, a predicted model, not a curated record
UCCGUUUUGGUUGCCAUCUUGAUCUGUGUACAUGAUCUGUGGACAAAGAAUUUGUGAAACUUAUUUGUUUUUAUUCGAUCUGUGUAAUUAUUUUCCAUCUUCGGACUAUGCUCGAGCUAUUUCAUUACUUAUAUACUUAGCCAUGGCUGCAACAAGGAAGCUGCAAGGUGAAAUCGAUAGGUGUCUGAAAAAGGUUACAGAAGGAGUUGAAACUUUUGAGGACAUCUGGCAGAAAGUGCACAAUGCGACGAACAGCAAUCAAAAAGAAAAAUAUGAAGCAGAUCUCAAGAAAGAGAUUAAGAAGCUGCAAAGACUUCGCGAUCAGAUUAAAAGUUGGAUUGCCUGCGGAGAGAUCAAAGACAAGAGCUCCCUCCUGGAUUAUAGGAAACUUAUUGAAACUCAAAUGGAAAGAUUUAAGGUCGUUGAAAGGGAAACCAAGACUAAAGCCUACUCUAAAGAAGGCCUUGGAGCUGCCCAAAAGUUAGAUCCUGCCACUAAAGAGAAGGAAGAAGUUAGUGCAUGGCUUGUGUCAUCCAUUGAUGCUCUCAAUCUACAGCUUGAUCAAUUUGAGUCUGAAAUUGAGUCCCUCCUUGUUGGAAAGAAGAAAAAACUAGAAAAAGACAAACAAGAAAGAAUGGAUGAGCUGAAGGUGAAACUAGAAAGGCACAGGUACCACAUUAAAAAACUGGAAACCCUUCUGAGAAUGCUAGAUAACAUGUCGGUUGAAGUAAGCCAGAUAAGGAGUAUAAAAGAGGAUGUAGAAUACUAUAUAGAAUCAUCUCAAGAUCCUGACUUUGAAGAGAAUGAAUACAUUUAUGAUGAUAUCAUCGGAUUGGAUGAGAUAGAGUUAUCUGGAGUUGGUCCACAAGCAACUGACAGUAAUGGAACUCCAACCAGCUUAGCCUCCUCACCUCCACCUUCACCCACGCCACCACCGAUUUCCACCUCAUCUGCUCUUCACAACAAUCAUUCCGCAGAACCAGCCAUUGACACAACUACAACAACAACUACUUCGACCACUAGUGAAAAAAAGAAGAAAGAAGAAGUAUCAAAACCUAUGGUAAAACCAACACCGGUUAGAGCGUCAAGUAACUCUGUACAAAUUAAUAACACAAGCACAGCAACCACACCUCAAGGGAAACAACAGCAACAUAUGAACAACACAAGUCAUAAACAAACAAAUAGCAACAGCUCACCCAGUUCGGGAGCAGCCGUCAAUCACCAUCAAACUAAUUCACUGCCGCCGGUUGUCGGUAAUUUUGCUGCGGUUGCUGCUGCUAAUACUUCAUCUCAUCAUCAUCCAACUUCUAAAGUUUCUUCUCAUGUGAAUGAAAAUGGUUCUAUUCUAACGUCCUCUGCAACAAUUUCUAAUAGUGUAACAACUGUCACAUCAUCAACAACGACAACAUCAAUGAGGGAAAAACAAUCACAACAACCGAAUCUAAAUCAUAGCACAGCCCCACCGGCCUCUGCUCAUCCUCAAGAAAACAAUAUUGGUGGUUCCUCCUCUCCGCUUUCGUCCAUUUCGACAGCUCCUUCUCCCCUACCUCCUUCGACACCUCCUCCAAAUGAUCCUCAUGCUUCAUUGUCCUCUCUGAAAACCAUGGCCCAACAAGUGAUUGAUCGUGCUGGACUAGAAAUGCCACAGUCAGAUGCAAAUAGAGGUUUAUUUGAAAAUAAAUCCAGUGUAAGCGAAAGUGGAACCUGCGAAGCUUUAAUUCCUCCAUUAUUAGGUGUAGCACCAUUAGGUCCAGUCCCAUUACAAAAGGAACACCAAAUGCAAUUUCAAAUGAUGGAAGCUGCCUACUAUCACAUGCCUGUUCCAUCGGACUCAGAAAAAAUUAGACCGUAUUUGCCUCGAAAUCCAUUCGCAACACCUUCUUAUUAUAUUCAGACCCCUCUACCGCACUCAGAUACUCUAGAAUUCUUCCAAAGGUUGUCAACGGAAAGUCUGUUUUUUAUAUUUUACUACAUGGAAGGUACAAAAGCGCAGUACUUAGCCGCCAAAGCAUUAAAAAAACAAAGUUGGAGGUUCCACACGAAGUACAUGAUGUGGUUUCAAAGGCACGAGGAACCAAAACUCAUCAAUGAAGAGUACGAACAGGGAACUUACAUCUAUUUUGAUUACGAAAAGUGGAGCCAACGGAAGAAAGAAGGUUUUAUUUUCGAGUAUAAGUACUUAGAAGACAGGGAUCUGAAUUAAAUGAAGGUCAUUCAUUGAAACCUCUGUCUGGUACAAAACCCAUGUCGGAUAAGUGAUAAUGUACAGAUUAAUAUAUUAACUUUUUUAAAAAAAAAAACCUUAAGAAAAAAAUUUAAAAAAAUUGAAAAUUGAAUCGGAAUAAAAAAAAAAAAAAAAAAUAGAUUGUGGAGAAAGAAUGAAGUAUCAGAACAGAAAAAGGCAAACCAAAGUCUCGUUUCUUUUUCUUCCAAAACAUAUUAUCAGUAAUUUCAUUUUUUCUAAUCUUCGUUUUUUCAUGUUAUCGUACAUAAAUGUAGUCGGAAAUAAUUUCUGAAAAAAUAAAAUUUAGAAUGUCCUUUAAAAAAUUGAAUUGAUUUUAAAUUUGUAAAUUUGAAGCAGGUUAUCUUUUCUUUUAUGUACAUCAUUUAGAAUAUGUUAUGGGCAAAACAUCGUUACCUGUCAAAAAUUUCAUUCUGUGGAAGCAGUGAAGUGUCUCUUGUUGUUUUUUGAGUAUUGAACUCAAACCUACUAUCCAUCAAACCUGUUGUUAGGUUUUAAGUGACAGAUCAUACAUCUUUGUUGAUUCUUUGGUGUAAAUAUUCUUAUCAUGUUUUCUCUUUUAUUAUUUAUUUAAAUUUUUUUUUUUUUUCAAGAAAAGGUAUUGAGUUUUUUCUUCAUCUGUUAAUGAAUCAUUAUCUAGGAAACUCGGUUUAUUUGAAGUAAGUGAGCUCAAAGACUGUUGUGAUUUUGCUAAUUUUUCUGUUUAUUGUGUUAAUCUUUUCUUUUUUUUCUCUCUUUUUUUUAUGAAUAAAAUUUUAUGAAUGAAAGUCUCCGUUGUUAAUCCAGUUCAAAACUUGAUUUAGGAAGAAAAACUUUUUAUUUUCAUCCAUUCUGUUAUUUUCCCUCCCAGCUCAGUCCCUAUUCAAUGCAUUUUUCUUCUUUUUGUGGCUGUAGGUUUAAACAUGUUCCUAUUCUCGAAGACUCAUCCACCCCACAACAGAAUCUUCAGAAGAGAGACCACAAAAAAUUGACUGCUACUGAGUUUUCUCUGAAUUUUUUCAAAUUAAAUCCAGCUAACUUUCAUACACUCUUCUUUAUUUGUAUUAGUCACAUCGAUUGUGAUUUUAUUGUUGUAUAUACCAAUCAGAAAUUUCACAUUUCCUCAAAAAUCAGCUUUUAGAUAUAUUUUUGCUCCCUUUUUUUUCAGGAGCUUGCAUUUUUUAAAAGCAGAUACAAUCAAAUAUUAUUUCUCUGUUUUCAAUACUUCUUUGAUCCCAGUUACCUAAAAAAUCAAUAAAAGCUGUCCUCAUUAUCCAUGGAAAAUGCAUAAUCAUCGUUCAGUUCAUAAUAUGAAGAAUUUUUGUUAUUUCAUAAAUUGAAGAAUUUUUGUUAUUUCAUAAAUAUCAUUUCUCAAUUUACUCUCUCAAAAAUAUUGAGGUACAUAUUCAGAGUGAGGAACGUGCCUCUUGGUUUUUUUCACCCUCAGUCUUUUAUGGGGAAGCUAAGAGUUCUUUAUUCUCCUGUAAGGAAGUACAAUUUUUAAUUAACUUUUUAGCAGCAGUUUUUAUGUUGCCUUGGAAGCAUGUGUCACUUCAACUCAAUCACAACUGAAGUUCAUCAUUUAUGUAUGUUUAGAUCGUACCAACCUAGAUGUAUAUUGACAGGAAUUUUUGAUGAUGGUAGCUCAAUUUGACAUGCAGCCCAGUUCACUAUUAAAGUUAGGACCAGCUAAAACAAGCAUUGCAGUUAAAGAUGUAUUUUAUUUAUAUUAGCACUUGCACUGAAAACACCGCCCGAGACUUUGUAAGGUAGGAAAAUUUAAAAGACCAAACAAUGCAGCUUUGGAAAUGUUGAAGAGUGUAUGAAAUUAUCUCCUUAGCUAAAGGCUCCUGAAUUUGGUUUCGAAUGGAUUGCCUGUAACAUAUUUCUCCUAAAAUACCUACUAGUAAGAACUCACUUAAAGUUUUGCGCAAAGUUUUUGUGAUCUCAAAUGUAUAUUUAUCAAUAACAUUCUGUGCAAGAAACUGUAGGUAAUUUUAAGAAUGUUUUUAAUUCCUUUUCCCUUUGAUCCUCUUUGAGUUGGGAAAUUACUUCUCCUAAUUCGUGAAGCCAUGCAUAGUGAUGCGUACUGCAUUUAUUAAUUUUACUAUGAAUCAGUUUGUUAACUAAUCUUACAAAUACACUUGUAAGGCCAACUUUUUCUGCUCUCCCCAUUUUUUCUCUGCAACACGAAAAAAAAUGUUAAUUUCUGAAGCCUGGCAUUGAAUGUGAUAUUAUUAAAACCAAGCACAUCAAUCUUGAAUUGAACGUUCUAGUCUAGAGCAGAUCAAAUUGUGAUAUCGGAUUUUUUGUAUUCGUGACUAUCUUUUCAGUUGAUUGGUCCCCUCUAAAAAAGGUCAAAAACGUCUUCCUUGAUAAUGUUUUCGCCUUCAUAUCCUCAACUUUUCAUUGAGUGAACUUUGAUCUUAUGAUAUCAAUGAGUAUCAUAUCCAUGAGUCUCAUAUAAUCUGCAGCAAAUACAUAGUUUAAGUCUGUGCAGAAUUAAUUUAAAGCGUGGAGAGCUACCUAUGGCCAGUUUCCUAUCUAAAAUUAUUAAACUUUCCUGAGGCACCUGCAAACUUCUCUCAUCAUCUGAGGAUUUGACUUUUUGUUAGCCAAAUUAACUUAAAAUUGUUAAACAAUUAUUUCCUCUGCUAAAAAACUGUUAUGCACUUCUUUUUUAUCAGGCACAACUCGGACACGGAUGAAAUCUUAGCUCUAUCGUUGUUUGUUGAUAAAAAAACUGUCCCUUUAUUCACAAACUUGGUUUAGCUAAUGACAGUUGUUGGUCACUUAAAUGGUUUCAACCGUUGAACUCUUUUUUAAUUAAUCCUCUUAAGUAUUUGCUUUCUUGUUAUAUUUUUUAAAACACUUUAUCCUACCCUGUAAUUUCUUUUAUUUUCCAAACAUAAUUGUACUACUUUCAGGACAGUUGAAAGAACAGUAAUGUGCUGAUAGGAAGAAGAGUAUAGAAUGGCAAGCUUAUUGAUGAUUUUGUUUUGCCGAGAUACGGAAGUUGCACUAUUCUUACUUUGCAAUAGCUUUCUGAACAGAUGGGAUUAAUUUCGACUUUAACAAUUGAAAGAGGUCAUUAGCUUUACUUCAGAGGACUUUUACUCUUCUAUUUUUACCAACUCCUUGUCUGAUAAAAUGUGAUAUAGCUUCUAUUAAUUUCCAAUCAUUUGAUGUUGCCCAUUCUUUAUCAGACUGUAAAUUCUAUGCUAUCUUUUAACAAGAGUCAAUUAUCUCAAGUGAUGGUGAAAAUUUUUAAUUUGUUUUGACUGCUCAAAAUACAGUUUUAAUAUGUUACCCAGGAACUCCUGUUUAUAGUUUAUCAACGCAUAACCAGCUUUAGAGAUUAAUAUUUUUUCUCUUGUGUAUUUUAUUUUCUGUUAAAAUCGUCACAAUGUUAUUCCAACCGCAUUGUUCUCCGAGAAUUUUACAGAGUAAAUAUGUUUUUUUUUCCUUUGAAAAA